Cherax quadricarinatus is the source of this 2590-nucleotide messenger RNA. RefSeq lists its product as uncharacterized. NCBI's taxonomy places the organism in Eukaryota, Metazoa, Arthropoda, Malacostraca, Decapoda, Parastacidae. Gene Ontology annotation, cellular component: cytoplasm. Gene Ontology annotation, molecular function: ubiquitin protein ligase activity; zinc ion binding. Gene Ontology annotation, biological process: protein ubiquitination. The record is from RefSeq and is a predicted model, not a curated record.
AUAAUAUUUAGUUCUCUGGCAGACUCAGUGAGGACCGGAGCUGUAUUUUUUUUUUUCCUGAUGUGAUGUUGGUACGCCCUGCCGCGCAGUAAUACUCUCUAGUUCUCUUCUGAAGAGAUGAAAGUGACAUUGAAGGAGACCUAGAGGAGGUAUCUACAUUACUUUCCUCCACUGCAUGGCUGAAAAUUUAAGAAAAUAAAGUGAUUGUAUUCCAGAUAUAACUAUGGAGAUGCCCUACGGAAGCAUGUUGAGCCCCUGUACAAUGUAAAGACUUCUGCUACACUCUACUGUUGUCUCACUCUCCAAACUGAUCCCACAUUAACUAGUGGUUAGGUGUGCAGGAUGGAGGACGCGAUCACAUGUGUUGUGUGCUCGGAGGUGUACCAGGCGGGGCCACGAGAGCCUCUAGUGCUCCCCUGUGGUCACACCUUCUGCCGUACCUGCCUACUUAACCUACAAACCUCUGGAGACUUCCUCUGCCCCUCAUGUAGGCGAGACCUCAACCAUCUACAAGUGGACUCUCUACCACUCUGCUUCUCCCUUCUCGGUCUCUCGUCCAUGUACACGGGAAUUAAGCACGAAUUGUGUAGGGAUCACGGGGGAGAACUGACCUAUUGGUGCCGGGGCUGCGCUCUACCUCUCUGCGGCCUGUGUCUCUACUCUGGUCACCCCCGAGGCCACGACGUCCAGCUAGCCAAAGUUUGCCUCCAGGAGAAGAAACGAGCUCUUCAGGGCCAGAUUCAGGCCUACCAUCAAAAUCUAAACGAAAAUAAAAAAGAUAUUAUGAAAAAGGUGAGCAGCUGCUUCGUGAAAAUCAAGAGACUGUGUCACAGAGGUAAUCGGCUUCACGAGGUUGGAAGGGAAGUGGAAGAUCUCUCACGUGAAGUUCAAAAUGUGGACACUAUAGAGAAUAUUUUAGUAGCGGAAGUCAAGGUUAGAAGCCUUCAGGACAAGCAGUUGUAUCUACUGUCUAGUGGAUGCAGUGAAACUGAGAUAGAUGAUAUCACAGACGAUGAAUGGUGGCCCCCAGAAGACAUGGCAGCGCAGAAGACACUAGAGGCGGCAGCCAUGGCCCAACAGCAGACGCAGUCAAACAGCAAUGUGUCUGGUGACAAGCGGCAAACAAGACUAGACUGCCAGGACGGCAAACUGGUGCUUCACGCCUUCAGUAAAUCUAUUGACACUCGCCUCUCCCUGCAGGUGCCGUCGGAGGUGUUCCUUGAGCUGAACGUUGGUGGUCGUUGUUUGGGUCGUGUUUACAUCCGGCUGAUGUCUCACCUGCGUCGGGCACAGCAGUUCCUGUUACUCUGCCUCGGCUCUCUGGGACCCUCCUACAUUGGUGCCACCUUCUUCAUCACCGCCCAUAACCAGGAGAGGGAGACCCUCGACGUUCGCAGAUACGUUCUUCCCGACGGGAGCACCAGCAACAAGAUAUUAAUGUCAGACCUGGAGUGGGGCGGAAGGUUUGCAGGGCCGGCGAAGGAGAGAGUGGUCAUGGGGUCGUUUUAUGGUAAUGAUACGCAUGGUUUCGGCAUCUGUACUCGAGGUCAGCCUGGCGGAGUCUUUCAGUGUCCCUUCGGCGAGGUGAUGUCUGGGAUGGAGGUAGUUAAAGCAGCUGUCCGUCACGACCCAAUCAGCGAGGUCGUUAUUACAGACUGUGGCAUGGUUGUGCCUGACCUGGCAUCCUAACGACCUCUUUAUAUGGGUCAGCUGUGCCAGGGAUUUACUGGGUAGUGACCUCGCUUAAUCAAACAUGCAGUCACAGUGGUAGAGAUUCACCGCUGGCUUUAUCACUGCAUACAUUAGUAAUCAUCAUCCGUCCUCUCUCUCUCACCCUACACCCCUAGUGUUCUCUUUCAUCUCCUCUACCCACUCUUCUUUUUUUUUUUCCCCAUCACCUACCCUUUCUCUCUUCUACCUUUCCUGUUUUAUUCUCCCCUGGGUUUCCUCCCUCUUCCUUUCUGCUUCUGUCUAAUGCUCCCAUGUCUCUUGACACUCUCCUACCUACUAUUCCUUCCUCCUUUUUUCUUCUAUUUAUUCUUCCUUCAUCACUUCGUCAAUCGUGCUUUUCCUCUCUCGUUUCCUAUCCCUCGCAUCAUUCGUACCUUAUUCAGUCUUUUUCCUAAUUUUCUUCUCGCCUUCCACCCUCUUCUCUCCCUCCCAUUUUUCUCACUGCCAUUAAAACAUUCUUGAUUUCAAGGUAUAACAUGAUAAAUAUAUGUUCUGUCAGUUUUCUAUGUUACAUUUACUUAAACUUAAGGUUCUUAUUGUAUUUUUAUCAUGCAUAUAAAAGUGCAUACAUAAAGGUGUAUAAGAGUAAUUCUUGCAUUACUGAUGAAUAGGACAGUUGUAACACUUUGGUGUCGUUCUUGCUGGAAGAUAAGUGUUAUAAAUGUGGUGUUCAUCAAGUCUGUGUACCUAUACCUCAGUGGUGUACACGAGUCAUGUGCACCACGAGGCUGUGUGCAGAUCCUACAAGGAUGUACACGAGGUAUUAUAUAUACCAUUUGACUUUACAAGGAAAGCGAUAUACACAAACAGGUAGUGUACAACUUUCCUUGUACAUAAACUCAAUAAAUUUUAGACUUGA